Molecule: messenger RNA, 1737 nt
Organism: Lachancea dasiensis
Lineage: Eukaryota; Fungi; Ascomycota; Saccharomycetes; Saccharomycetales; Saccharomycetaceae
Source: the annotation of a GenBank genome assembly
AUGAGUACAGACAGCUUCGAGUCAAGCUUACCGAGCCAAGAGGGCCAUGUGAAAAGUAGUUUGCCUGUUGAGAAGCCAGUAUAUGCCUAUGAUCAUCAAGUUGCCCAGAAAGCAAGUGUUGGCGACACAUACAAAAAGGGGUGUCCUUUGGACCACAACCAGCAAGCCGACCUUGCAACGGCUUCGAGAACCACUACCAGGGAAUUAGGGAGCACGACACCCGAUUCGGCAAGCCUUGCGAGCUCUCCUCAUCAAAAUUUACACGAGGGCGCGUGGGAGAAAUCUCACGAGUCUACUGCUCCUCACACACUUUUGAAUAACAGUCAAAAGUGGUUUAUGGUCGCUUUGCUAACAUCGGCAGGUUUUUGGUCAUCGCUGGGCUCGCCCAUUUAUUACCCAGCUCUUAAACAACUGGAAAAGCAGUUCGACGUUGAUGAGGAACUGGUAAAUAUUACUGUCGUGGUGUAUUUGAUAUUUCAAGGCGUUGCGCCCACGGUUUGUGGAAGUUUAGCAGAUGUUUACGGCCGCAGGCCCGUAAUUCUGUUAGGGAUGCUAGUAUAUGUGUGUGCAUCGAUCGGAUUAGCGUGCUCACAGUCCUAUGGAGCUAUCGUGGUUUUGAGAUGCUUACAAAGCGCUGGAAUCUCUCCAAUCAUUGCUAUCAACUCUGGUGUAGUAGGUGAUUUCACGGUAAAGCGGGAGCGAGGAACGUUCGUCGGGGCUGUUUCAGGUUUUACGCUAAUGGGCCAGGCUUUUGGCUCUUUGAUCGGUGCCGCCUUAACAGCCGCAUACGAUUGGAGGGCCAUCUUUUGGUUCUUGGCUAUCGGAUCUGGGACAUGCAUGAUGAUUAAUGUGUUGUUGUUGCCAGAGACCAAGAGAACCCUUGUUGGAAACAUGUCGGUGAAGCCAGCAAGGCUGAUCAACAGAUCUCCUGUAUUUUUGCUCAAGCGCGUUCAGAAGCAGUUCCAUUACGAUUCUCCAGACUUUGAAACCCUGAGCCCUGAUAGACCGAGGGUGGAUUUAAUCUCCACUUUCAAGAUUUUAGCACAUCCAGAAAUCCUAAUGUCACUCUUACCCGCUGGAUUGCAAUUUGCACUAUGGACACUAACUCUCACAUCCAUUUCCUCACAACUUUCAGCGGCUCCUUACAACUACAAAUUGACCAUUAUCGGUAUUUGUUACUUGCCCUCGGGAAUCGGCGGUUUAAUAGGGUCCUUUGUGACUGGUAAAAUUAUUGAUAUCUAUUAUAAGAGGGCAGUCCAAAGAUUCGAGAACAGAAAGGAGCAUGGCAUUAUUCCUUCCGAUGCCAAAUUCAACACACUUAGAUCCCGGUUGUUCACUUCAAUUCCUCAAAACUUUUUGUCUGUUGUUGCGUUCACAAUAUUUGGAUGGAGCGUUGAAAAGGGUUGGCAUAUUUCAGUGCCAUUAAUCACGUCCGCCAUAGGAUCAUUUUGCGCCAUGAGCACUCUAUCUACGUCGAGCACACUUCUUGUGGACCUAUACCCGAGCCGAUCAUCGACGGCCUCCAGUUGUUACAACUUCAUAAGGUGUUCAUUAAGCGCCAUUUUCAUGGCUUGUUUGGCAAAGAUGAACAGAGCCUUGACAGUAGGGGGAACAUUCACACUUAUAAGCGGACUGAUAUUCGUUGGAAAUUUUAUCACCUUUAUUCCCAUGGCAUAUGGGAUGAGUUGGCGUGAAAAGAGAGCCAGCAGAGCCGAACGAAAGGCAAUGAUAAAUUAA